AUGCGUCGCACCAAUAGAGGUGACAACCGCCGGGGAUCAGGCAGCGAAGCCGGCGGACGCCGGGCAAGCACCGACGCCGGAUCCAUGGCCUCAUCAUCCGUGAUGGCCCCGUCCACCCGCAUGCGCAACAAGUGGCCCGAUGGUACCGUGCUACGUGAUGCCCCGGUGCUGGAUGAGGAACCAGACAAGGAAGCGGAGGAGGAGGAAGAGACCGAAGCAGCAGAGGAAGAACCCGAUGACUCCGAUGAGGACGACAUGCGCUCUUCGAAGCGCGGCCCCGGGCCGAUCAGUAUCGGUGGUCGCCGCGUCGUCACGUCCUUCUAUAAUCAGAGGGAUCUCAACAGAAUGCCAGCAUCUUGGCCGCACUGGUGCAUUCGCUCGGUGAUGAACAAUUCAAUGCAGCGGCGGAGGAAGACCGACAUGUUGAAGGCAUGCAAGGCGGAGUACUUGAGGAGGCCGGCGGCAGAUGUGCCAGCCCCGAUGCCGGAUUGGGUUGAGGGCUUCUUCAAAGACGACGAGAAAGCCUUUCCGGGGGGCAAGAACAAGGGACGGAAGCGCUCUGACGAUGAGGAGAGUGGUUCCGAGCACCAGAUUGUGCCCGGCUCCCCGCCGAAAGAUGACGAUGAUGACGAGGGGGGCAGCGACGGAGAUGACAAUGAUGAUGGUGCUGUGGAGCUCAAGCCCACCGGUUUCAAGCUGAGCAGGAAGGUGCAGAAGGGCGAAACUUUGUGGUUUCUCCAAAGUUCUGAGGGUGUGAAGGUUGAGCUCGGAACGCCCGACACCGGCACCCAUGAAUGGCAUCUGUACACGAAGCACGGCAAAGAUUGGCUCUGGACCGGGAACCACGAUGAGCAGGAACCCGAAGAGUGCGUGAAUGUGAUGAACGAACUCAUGACAACGGAGGAUCUCGCCCAAGUGGGGGCAGCACGAGCAGAGCCCCCAGCAUGCAAAGGCCUAAGGCCAAUCGGUGGGGGAGACGGAACCAUUGUCGCACAGGAUAACGAUCCGGCCGCGUUGUCGAGGAAGCUCGAAAGCCAUCUGAGGGAGAAGGGUGUGAGCCCGGACAAGUUGAAGCUGCUCGACGAGAUCUUCAACAGCAGCGAUCCACCAAGGCCACCGGUGAAGCCUUCGGCGAAGGUUCCCAAGCCCACACCGACGCCGACCUCCGGAACACCGAAGCAGAACCUGAAGCCAAGCACGAAGGGCCAUCCGAGCAAGGGGAAGCCGGUGGUGCAGCCAGCGGGCGCAGAUGCAGGCCGUGGAGGUGACGACGAAAAGAGGAAGAAGAGGGCCGCACAGGAGGAAGAGGAGCGAGCACGAAAGCUCCAGGCUGCAGAGAAGGAGCGUCUCCGGGAAGCUCGCCGAAAGGCAGCAGAGGAUCACCGCAGAAAGGAGGAGGAGCUCGAGGAGCAAGAGGCAGUGAGGAAAGCGACAGCGCUUGCGGAAAAGUUGGAAGCGGACAUGAUGAAAGCCAAGCAAGCCAGGGAAAAGGAGCAAGAGGAGAAGGUGAAAGCCCUGGCUCGCGAGAUCUACAACAAGCGGAUGAAGGACAAGGGCUUGACACCGGAAGGCGAUGUUAUCACAGACGAGGAGGAGAAGGACGAGAAUGAUCGGGUGGAAAAGGGCACACGCGCAAGAUCGCCCCCUUCGACAGGCAAUGCCGGUGGGGCGGGCAGCUCGCGUGAUGUGCCGGCAAGCACCUCUCCGAGAAGUGGUGUGGAGGACGGAGAGCCGGCCGCAAAGAAGAUCAAGAUUGCCGAGGAUGGAGAGCCCCCCGCGAAGAGGACCAAAAAUGCCCCGUCGACCGGGGAGGAGUUGCGGCCGAGGAAGACCAAACUUCCGCCUCCGAAAGGUGUCCGGCCGAUCAAAGAUGAGGAGCACCCCGUGAAGAAGCCCAAGGAACAGCUUCUGAAUGCCAUGGCCGAUCAGAACGCAACCUUGGACGCCGACGAGGACGAAGGCGAGAACGAGGAUGAAGAGACGGCCACGGUGGAGCUCGAGCCGGAGGGUGGGAUCGGGGCAUUGGACGAGGAACAGGGCGAGGACAAUGACAAUGCCGAGGAGGAGUCAGCCAUGCCCGUAGCACCAUCAGAAGAAGCAGGUGACGACGCUGAGGCGGCCGAGACCGAGGAGCUGCCGAAGAAGUCACCCAAGAAGUUGUGGUUGAACCUGACAGCUGAGUGGUACGAAAAGAUAAAGAAUGGGGAAAAGUCGGUGGAGUUGCGCAAGGCCACGGAGCACUGGGCCAAACGCAUACGAGGUGCUUCCCAAGCAAUGGUUCUCAGAGGCUACGACAAGACAACCGCAUUGCCUAAAAAAAUCAGCAAAGUGGAGCAUCUCCCUCGUGAUCGAGCUCUUGAUUGGGGGGUUCCCCGUGAAAGCUUUGAUUUCUUGUUUGGGAAUGAGUCGCAUAUCUUCGUCAUUCAUUUGUGCGAUUGA
Molecule: messenger RNA, 2439 nt
Organism: Symbiodinium sp. CCMP2592
Lineage: Eukaryota; Dinophyceae; Suessiales; Symbiodiniaceae
Source: the annotation of a GenBank genome assembly